GAACCUCGAAGCCAACACCAGCCUCCCAAACACCCGAAGCUCCUGUCGCCAUUUUGAAAUUUCAAAACCGUUUUGAGGGUUUCGCAAAACAUCCGAAUUGAUCAAGAGAGGAGAAGGUUUCCUUGGACCGAAAGUCACAUAUUUCGAGAUGAGUAUGAACAUGGGAAAGAUCGUGCUUAAAAGCACCACUACCAUGACUCUAAGCGACAGGUUCUCGGAUAUAAUGAAAACCAAGGCAAAACCAAGUUCUGUUCAACAAGUUCGCGCGGGACAGGCGCAAGCGACGCAAGCAAGCGCAAAGAAUAAGCGACUGGCAGAACAGAUGUCACGGCGCUUGGAUGAAACUAGACAGCCUGAGGCUUCCGGGAGCGUGAAAAACCGCCUUGGCGCUGUAUCAACAAAAUCUAGACUUGGAGUUAUUCCUAGCAGUGGCCGCGGAAAUGUCGCAUCACGUAGAGGAUUCUCACAAUGGGGAAGAGGUGCAAGACGCGGACAAUUUAGUCAACCGCGCGGUGGUGGUCCGCGAGGUGGUGGAUCGCGCGGUGGGUUUUCGCCGAGAGGUGGACAGAGAGGCGGACAGCGAGGUGGACAAAGAGGUGGACAAAGAGGUGCAAGAAGAGGAUUCAACAGUGGCCGUGGAAGGGGAAACAUUAGGGGGCGUGGACGAGGGGCAAAUGGGAAUGCCAGUGGAUCGAAGCCAUCAAAAGAAGAUCUUGAUAGCGAGCUUGACUCAUACAUGAACGUUGGAAAGAAAGGCGGCGAUGAAUCCUGGUGACCAUGAAUUAGCUGUUUAUAAAAUGUUCUGUUGUACAUAAAACUGUUUUGUUGUAAUGCGAUGGAAAUCUAGUGACACAUUGUCGCUGGGCAGGCGUUUAGGACAAAUCCUGCCUGCUUUUUACAGAUCCAUCGUUGAUGCAAUUCCUUGUCUUCACCGUACCUCCCCUAUCCCUCGGUUUACAAUGAAGGCUACAUACUUAAGUUACGUUUAUUACCUCUUCCAUUAGCUGACGAAAGUCAGGGGGUGUGCUGUAAGGUAAUCGUCCCUCGGUUUCAACAUGAGUGCUAUACUUAAGUACGUUUAAUACCCCCUUUCAUUAGCUGACCAAAGUAAGGGGGUGUGCUGUAAGGUAAUCGUCCCUCGGUUUCAACAUGAAUGCUACACUUAAGCUAUGUUUAAUACCCCUCUCUUUAUCUGACCAAAGUCAGGGGGUGUGCUGUGAGAUUAUUGUCCCCCACCCCGGUUUCAACAUAAAUGCUGUGCUUUGGUUCAGUUCCACAUCCCUUUCAACAGCUGACGUAAGUGUUGUGAGCUCAUCGUGUUCUAGCAUAUUCCAAGAACACGAUAGCAGUUCUUAUUGGUCAAUAUCACAGUCCUCUAUCUCAUUCGCUAUCUAUUGAUUGACAGCUGUCAGGUUGUGCCCAAUCAGAUUAGUAGAUGCCCAGGACAGGACAAAUCUGUUGCGUCCAAAUUGAGAUUCCUAUUCCCUUGAAUUCAAAAGUAAAUUAACUUAGUUAGUAUCACUUACUAUAACAUUUCUAAGCGGUGAAUCUCCUUCCUUGCUUACUUUUAGGGAACGAACAUUUGAUAAACGACAUGAUAAUGGACCAUUCUCUCCUUUCGAGUUUAAAGUGAUAGGUUAUGUAUAUAUUUACGGAUUUGCAGAGUAUGACGAUUCUCCACGCAAUCUCGCGCGCGAAUGUAUUUUCGCUGUUUUUGCCGCCUUCCCAGCACGUUUUCCCAGCAAUAUAGCCAAGAAAAAAGUUUUCCACAAUACUGAAACUCUUAAUUUGAUGCAUAAUAUCAAAUUAAGGCCUUCGCCGCUAAACUGAUCUCGUUUGUAUUUGCCAUACUCUGCAGACCAGUAUGUUUAUAUUAUAAGACAGUUAAAAACCCCUUGAUUUCACCCUGCCUAUAAUUUUGCUUCCCAUUAGCCCUUCAGCCUUUCUGCACCCUCAAGGUUUAAAAAACCCUAAAUCUCCUUCUUAGCCCCCUCCUCUAUGCCGUUAUCUUCCUUCAUCUCACUGCCAAACUUCCUUGCCUUCUUCUAUCUUCAAUUCUGCUUGUCAGACAUUCCCCUUGCAACCCCACGAUUUUUCGUCCCUCUUCAACAAUACUCCCCUCAUAGAUAUCGCCAUUCUCUCUCUCCAUAUUCUAGCCCCUCUAUCUCACUGUCCUUUCCAUUCCAUACCCCCAUGCCUUCUCCUAUCUUCGAUUUAGCUUUUCAGACAUUCCCCUUGCAUCACCACGAUUUUUCGUCCCUCUUCAACAAUACUCCCCUCAUAAAUAUCGCCAUUAACUUUCUUCAUAUUUUAGCCCCUAUACGUCACUGUCCUUUUGAUUCCAUACCCCAUGCCUUCUUCUCCCCUUACUUCCACUCAUCCUGCCUGCCUACCUUCCCUUAUCUGCCUAUCAAAAAGUUGGGGGUAUGCCCCCUUGCUUCCUGUAGCAUCCUCCAAUUCUCGCAACUAAUCUAAUUCUUUCUCUCACAAACUAGAAAAGUGAGUAUUUUCACAACUCUUCUCUUGUCCAUUUGUCGUUAAACAACGGAUCUUGAAACCGUUUUUCGCUUGUCUUUAUUUCAUUAAUGUUGUAGCCAUAAGAGUGACGUCACUCCAUCUUUUCAACUUAAUUAAGAGUCGCUUAGUUUUUAAUUUCAUAUUUUCGUAUUAAGCAACUCUUGUUUA
Molecule: messenger RNA, 2685 nt
Organism: Rhopilema esculentum
Lineage: Eukaryota; Metazoa; Cnidaria; Scyphozoa; Rhizostomeae; Rhizostomatidae
Source: RefSeq, a predicted model, not a curated record